This is a messenger RNA of Pelobates cultripes (western spadefoot toad), 528 nucleotides long. Lineage: Eukaryota; Metazoa; Chordata; Amphibia; Anura; Pelobatidae. The record is from the annotation of a GenBank genome assembly.
AUGGCACCCUCGCCUCCAUCGUCCUCACACUCCACGGCGGACUCCACCACCUUAGCAGAUAUUGGUGCUGAGCUUCACUCCAUGGCUGCACAGACAGUCACCAAUCAGGACAUGGCAACUGUCUUUGCCACCCUGCAUGAGGCGAUUCAUGCUGAAGUCACUGCACUGAAGGCUGAGGUCUAUGCCCAUGACUUCAGGCUCCUCUCUCAGGAGACCUGCACACAAGCUCUGACGGACGAAGCACACGUGACUAAUAAUGCUAUCACGUGGCAAGGCUCCAUGCUCCUGGCCUUGAGACGCCAGCUGGAGGAACUGGUUAAUCGCAGCUGCAGGAGCAAUAUAAGGGUACACUGGGUGCAGGAAACCCAGGGACUGGAGAAUGCAGAGGAAGUUCUCUCCUCCCUCUUCUGCCUCAUACUGAUCAGCCUUCCACUAUCAGGUUUGAGCAGGCACACCAAACUGCAAGGCCCUGAAUACGAAACAGACCUCCACGCAGCUUUAUUUGCUGUCUCCACUUGUAUCAAGUGA